Molecule: messenger RNA, 3756 nt
Organism: Cinclus cinclus
Lineage: Eukaryota; Metazoa; Chordata; Aves; Passeriformes; Cinclidae
Gene: ATP8B1
Product: ATPase phospholipid transporting 8B1
Exons: 27
Coding region: 1-3756 (1251 amino acids)
Biological process (GO): Golgi organization; phospholipid translocation
Cellular component (GO): plasma membrane
Molecular function (GO): ATPase-coupled intramembrane lipid carrier activity; ATP hydrolysis activity; ATP binding
Source: RefSeq, a predicted model, not a curated record
AUGAUCUCAGAAAGGGAUUCGGAGACCACCUUCGAGGAGGAUUCCCAGCCCAACGAUGAAGUGGUGCCGUACAGUGAUGAUGAAACAGAGGAUGAGUUGGACAGUCAGCAGCCCGGGGCUGAACUGGGACCCAACCAAACCAGCAGGGACACCGAGGAGAGCCGAGAUCCUGGGAAAAAAGACUGCAGCUGGCAAGUUAAAGCAAAUGAUCAGCGCUUCUAUGACCAGCCAAGCUUCAAGAGAACAAUCUUCUUGUGCUUCAAGAAGAGCAAAUAUGCGGGAAAUGCAAUUAAGACAUACAAGUACAACCCCAUCACUUUUUUGCCUCUGAAUCUGUUUGAACAGUUCAAGAGAGCAGCCAAUUUCUAUUUCCUUGUUCUUCUCAUAUUGCAGUCGAUUCCUCAAAUAACUACCCUGUCAUGGUACACAACACUGGUGCCUUUGCUCUUGGUGCUGGGAAUAACUGCAGUCAAAGACCUGGUGGAUGAUAUUGCUCGUUACAGGAUGGACAACGAGGUCAAUAACAGGACAUGUGAUGUCAUCAAGGAUGGAAGGUUCAAAGCCACUAAAUGGAAAGAUAUUAAAGUUGGUGAUAUCAUUCGUCUGAAGAAAAACACUUUCGUUCCUGCUGAUAUUUUGCUGCUGUCCAGCUCAGAACCAAACAGUCUGUGCUAUGUGGAAACAGCUGAACUGGAUGGUGAAACUAAUUUAAAAUUCAAAAUGGCCCUAGAGGUGACACACAGACACCUGCAGGAAGAAAGUGCCCUGGCAGACUUUGAUGGUCUGGUUGAAUGUGAAGAACCCAAUAAUCGACUGGAUAAGUUUACAGGAACAUUAUCCUGGAAAAACUCAAUUUAUUCCCUGGAUGCUGAUAAGAUUUUGUUGCGUGGCUGUAAGAUGAGGAAUACAGACUUCUGCCAUGGAAUGGUCAUAUUUGCAGGUGCUGACACAAAAAUAAUGAAAAAUAGUGGAAAGACAAGAUUUAAAAGGACAAAAAUUGACUCCCUUAUGAACUACAUGGUUUAUACGAUCAUCGUGGUCCUUAUCCUGCUGUCGGCUGGGCUGGCCAUCGGACACACCUACUGGGAGCAGCAGAUUGGCAACUCCUCCUGGUACCUCUACGAUGCUCAGGACUUGAGCCCUGCCUACCGCGGCUUCCUCAACUUCUGGGGAUACAUCAUUGUCCUCAACACCAUGGUGCCCAUUUCCCUCUAUGUGAGUGUGGAAGCGAUUCGCUUUGGCCAAAGCUAUUUCAUCAACUGGGACCUGCAGAUGUACUACUCUGAGAAGGACACGGCUGCCAAGGCCAGGACCACCACGCUGAACGAGCAGCUGGGGCAAAUCCAGUACAUCUUCUCUGACAAGACUGGAACCCUUACACAGAACAUCAUGACCUUUAAAAAGUGUUGCAUAAAUGGGCAAAGAUAUGGAGACUGCCGGGAUGCAGCGGGGCAGCUGCAGAGCCACCCAGAGCAAGUUGAUUUCAGCUGGAAUGUGUACGCAGACGGAAAGUUCUUAUUCUAUGAUCACUAUCUGAUAGAGCAAAUAAAAUCUGGAAAGGAGCCGGAAAUCCAGAAGUUCUUCUUUCUGCUUGCUAUUUGUCACACAGUUAUGGCUGACACUUCUGAUGGUCAGCUCAAUUACCAGGCAGCUUCCCCGGACGAGGGGGCUCUGGUGAUGGCCGCGCGGAACUUCGGGUACGUUUUCCUCUCCCGAACACAGAACACCAUUACCAUAAGUGAGAUGGGGGUGGAGAAGACCUACGAUGUCCUGGCCAUCCUGGACUUCAAUAGCGACAGGAAGCGGAUGUCUGUCAUCGUAAGAGAGUCCAGUGGCAAUAUCAGGCUGUAUUGCAAAGGGGCUGAUACAGUGAUUUACCAGCGGCUACACCCCAGGAAUCUAAAGAGAGAAGCCACAGAAGAGGCACUCGAUGUCUUUGCAAAUGAAACUCUCAGGACACUCUGUCUGUGCUAUAGAGACAUAAGCCAGGAUGAAUUUGAAGUGUGGAAUAAAAAGUUUCUGGAGGCCAGUUUGGCCACAAGUCACCGGGAUGAAGCUCUGGACAAAGUGUAUGAGGAAAUAGAAAAAAACUUGAUUCUGCUUGGUGCAACAGCUAUUGAAGACAAACUACAGGAUGGAGUUCCAGAAACUAUCUCCAGACUCUCCAAAGCAGACAUUAAAAUCUGGGUGCUUACUGGUGACAAAAAAGAAACUGCUGAAAAUAUUGGAUAUUCUUGUGAACUCUUAACAGAGGAAACAACCAUCUGCUAUGGAGAAGAUACCAGUGCUCUACUUCAAACCAGGCUGGAAAACCAGAGGAACAGGGCUGGAUCCAGUCAACAUUCCUCUCUCAGAAUGAACGAGCCCUUCUUCCAGGACAGCAGAGAUCGGGCUCUAAUCAUCACUGGCUCCUGGCUGAAUGAAAUCCUGCUGGAGAAGAAAAAGAAGAAAAAGAAACUUAAACUGAAAUUCCCCAGAACAGCAGAAGAGAAGAAAAAACAAACUGAGAAAAGGAGAAGGGCAGAGGCCUACAAGGAGCAGCAGCAGAAGAACUUUGUUGAUCUGGCCUGCGAGUGCAGGGCUGUGAUCUGCUGCCGCGUGACACCCAAGCAGAAGGCCAUGGUGGUGGAGCUGGUGAAGAAGUACAAGAAGGCCAUCACCCUGGCCAUCGGGGACGGGGCCAAUGACGUGAACAUGAUCAAAACUGCCCACAUUGGAGUUGGGAUCAGUGGCCAGGAGGGGAUGCAGGCUGUCAUGUCGAGUGACUACUCCUUCGGACAGUUCCGCUACCUCCAGCGGCUGCUGCUGGUGCACGGGCGCUGGUCAUACAUCAGGAUGUGCAAGUUUCUGAGAUACUUCUUCUACAAAAACUUCGCUUUCACACUGGUCCACAUCUGGUACUCGUUCUUCAAUGGCUUCUCUGCCCAGACAGCCUACGAGGACUGGUUCAUCACGCUGUACAAUGUGCUGUAUUCCAGUCUCCCAGUCAUGCUUGUUGGAUUGUUUGACCAGGAUGUGAGCGACAAACUGAGCCUUCGGUUCCCCAGACUUUAUAUUUUGGGUCAGAGAGAUUUACUUUUCAACUACAAGAAGUUCUUUUUAAGUUUGCUCCAUGGAGCUGUAACUUCACUGAUCAUCUUCUUCAUCCCAUACGGAGCCUGCCUUAAAUCUAUGGGACAAGAUGGGGAAGCCCCUGCAGAUUAUCAGUCCUUUGCUGUCACAGCAGCAUCCUCUCUGAUAUUUGUUGUCAAUUUUCAGAUUGGCCUGGAUACAUCUUACUGGACUUUUGUUAAUGCUUUUUCAGUAUUUGGGAGUAUUGCAAUUUACUUCGGGAUCACAUUUGACUUUCACAGUGCUGGAAUCCAUGUUCUCUUCCCUUCUCGCUUUCAGUUCACAGGAACUGCUCCGAAUGCUCUGCGACAGCCAUACCUUUGGCUUACCAUGAUUUUAUCCAUUGCUAUUUGCUUACUGCCUGUAGUGGCACAACGCUUCUUAUUCAUGACAAUCUGGCCUUCAGAGAGCGAUAAAAUCCAGAGGAACCGUCCGAAGUACCUGCAGGAGGAGCAGCAGUGGAAGCGGAGGCAGAGCGCGUUCCGCCGCGGUGUCUCCGCCCGCCGCUCCGCCUACGCCUUCUCGCACCAGCGCGGCUACGCCGACCUCAUCUCCUCGGGCCGCAGCAUCCGCAAGCGCCGCGCCCCGCUGGACGCCGUGCUGGCCGGCGGCACGGGCUUCGGGCACACGGGGGAGACCAGCUGA